Molecule: messenger RNA, 1409 nt
Organism: Corylus avellana
Lineage: Eukaryota; Viridiplantae; Streptophyta; Magnoliopsida; Fagales; Betulaceae
Source: RefSeq, a predicted model, not a curated record
UUUUUCCAUAAUGAUCUUAUGGGAUUAGGGAUCAUUGUUGUUGGAAAUUGUAUAAUUCUUUGAAAAUUUGGCAUGCAGAAUUUCCAGUUAUCCUUUUUCCAAUGUACCACAGUGUGGAGGUUGUUCUCAUCAUAUAAGUCAGAGUGUCUCUGAAUGGCAAAGAGAAAAGGCGGUGUAUUUUUAUAUCAUUUUUAUGAUAUAUCUUUUUAGAAGUAUAGUGCAUAUGUGACAGAGUUCUGGGGUUAAAUUAUUGAUAUCAAAGGUUAGGUGUGUACACAGGAGUAAGAUCUUAGAGAAAACUGACAGCCUGUUAAGUGAUUAGCCGGGAUCUUUUGAGACUGUUUCGUUUAUAGUGCGUCAGAUGUAUUUGAUUUGUUUGUGUGUAUAUUUUCCCUCUAUGAAGAUUCUGCUUGGUGGUGACAUUAUCAUAGUGGCGUAUACAAUACUUGAUAGAUGUCUAUGCUUUUUGACAUCAAAGAUGUGUCUAUUCUUAAGUAGAUUGGGUUUUCCAGGUGGUGGGUAAUUUGUUAUAUGCGGUGCAGGAAGCAUCAUUUUGAAGGUGCUUUAAAGGCAGGGAAGGAAGUUGAGGCUGUUGCGAUAAUUUCUCUCUGGGAGACAUGGAUCAGACCGCAUCAUUGUGCCUUGCUGCUGUUGUUGUUGGUUUCUUUUUGCAGCAACUCUGCAAUCUGUAUGCCUUUAUCUGAACAAGUCGCUGAAUGUGUUACAAUGAACACAGGACUCUCAACAGAUGUAGUGGACCACAGAAACGGCGACUAUACCAAUAUUAAAGAUGCAGAGAACCCUCAAUUGGGAAUGUUUGAUAAGCCCCUUCCUUGCUUUGGCUGCGGAAUUGGAUGGUUUUCUCUUUUGCUAGGAUUUGCAUGCCCGCUGCUGUGGUACUAUGCUUCAAUUCUUUACUUUAGAAAGUACUAUCAUAAGGAUCCAAGGGAGCGGGAUGGACUUGCUGCCAAUACAGUUGCUGCUAUGCUAUGUACAAUUGCUGUGAUAAUAACAGGAGCUGUUAUUCUCUUAUAGUCCUUUUUCACUACAAUUAUGCUCAAGUACCCAUCAUCAUCCUCACCUUCCUUGAGGAAAAGCCUGAGCUGAUGGUUUACAACUCUCAACUGGUCAAAGCUUCCUUGCAGUUCUUAAAGGUGCCAGAAGAAGGCAACUGUUUUAACUGAAGGUUCAGCUAUGUGAAUACCUAAAAGCAGUUUCUGGGUUUCCCUUUAGCGUUGUGCAUAAUACGAGCCUUGUAUAGUAAGAGACCACAACUGCCAUGAAUUCUCUACAUUUCUAUUUAAAUUAGCUAAUCAUAAGCAUUUUAUUUUAUUUUUUCUGUUCAUCAUGACUUUUCAAAUGCACUCUACAUUCAAUUAUUUAUAAUUAUUUUUUGUAGAUUUUGUAUG